AUGGAACGCCGUAAACAUUAUACGGAUUGUGAAACGUUGUUUUUACACAUAUUGAAGAAAUAUUCACGAAUAAUAGAAGCAAAAAAGAGUGAUAACUCGACCCUACAGAAGAAAGAAGAAGCGUGGCGGUUAAUCCACGCAGAAUAUAACUCCAGCUUAAUUAUUUCGUCCGAGAGAACCAUUGCGCAGCUGAAGAAGUUCUGGAGCAAUUUAAAAGCGCAGAAAAGGGACGUGCUGACGAAGGCACGCCAGCACGUACUGCGAACGAGAGGAGGACCACCGCUGAAUUCAACGGUGGGACCAGAUCCGGAUGUUGCAGCGUUAACACCGGACCUUAUGUAUACAGCGCCUGUGCUGUAUACAUCGAAUAAUGUGGAGGACAACAUC
Ceratina calcarata is the source of this 387-nucleotide messenger RNA. Its product is annotated as myb/SANT-like DNA-binding domain-containing protein 3. Lineage: Eukaryota; Metazoa; Arthropoda; Insecta; Hymenoptera; Apidae. The record is from RefSeq and is a predicted model, not a curated record.